Rubroshorea leprosula is the source of this 2948-nucleotide messenger RNA. NCBI's taxonomy places the organism in Eukaryota, Viridiplantae, Streptophyta, Magnoliopsida, Malvales, Dipterocarpaceae. The record is from the annotation of a GenBank genome assembly.
AAGAUUCCUUCUCUCUCCCUACUUAUUUAGUUUCUUUUUCGUUUCUCUCUCUGCACUCUGUAAUCUUUUGUACCUCACCUGCAACCAUAAAGGCAAACAAUGAAAAAAGAAGAUAAAGAACAUAGAUUUCAAGCUCACUUACCCCCUCCUCCUUCUUUCUCUCUCUACACAUCUCUGCUUCCCUCACUCUUGUUCAUGGAAGCUACCCAUCAAUCUAAUCCAUACCCACCACUUACAGAGGAAAAGCAAUGCUGUAAAAAAAUUUCAGCUUCGGAGAAGAUAAAGCUACAGAGCAGAAGUUAUUCGCUUUCUGGGUUCAAAAUCAAGUUCUUCCAUUUUGCCUACUUGUUCUUGUUUCUAUUUGCUUUGGCCUCUCAGCUCGUUUUGGGCCAGAAGGAUGAUGGGGUGAUUGUCACCCAAGCUGAUUACCAAGCUCUCCGUGCCAUAAAGCAUGACCUAAUCGACUCCAGAGGAUUUCUGCGCAGCUGGAACGAUAGUGGCUAUGGAGCUUGCACUGGUGGGUGGGCGGGAAUCAAGUGCGUCAAGGGACAGGUCAUUGCCAUCCAGCUUCCUUGGAGGGGGUUAGGCGGUCGCAUUUCAGAGAAGAUUGGCCAACUUCAAGCUCUUCGCAAACUCAGCCUCCACGACAACGUCCUUGCCGGUCCGGUGCCUUGGUCUCUCGGAUUUCUCCCCAAUCUUAGAGGGGUUUAUCUCUUCAACAACCGGCUUUCAGGUUCCAUCCCUCCUUCAGUUGGUAACUGUCCUAAUCUUCAACAUCUUGAUUUAAGCAACAAUUCACUCACUGGCUCAAUUCCUGCUAGUCUUGCCAAUUCUUCAAGGUUAUAUAGACUUAACUUGAGCUUCAAUUCUUUGUCCGGAUCCAUUCCUGUUAGUGUCACUCGGUCACCUUCUCUUACCAUUCUUGCUCUGCAACAUAACAAUCUGUCUGGUUCUAUCCCUGAUUCCUGGGGUGAGACAGGUAGCAACCCUUACCAACUUCAGUUCCUGACCCUUGAUCACAAUCUCCUCACUGGAAUAAUUCCGGUGACUUUGAGCAAAAUGGGUUUGCUUGAACAGAUUUCUUUGAGCAAUAACCGGAUUUCAGGGAUCAUUCCUGAUGAACUAGGUGGGCUCUCGAAUCUGCAAAUGCUAGAUCUAUCAAACAAUGCUAUUAAUGGGAGCUUUCCUCCUAGUUUUUCCAACCUCACCUCUCUGGUUUCUUUGAAUCUUGAGGGAAAUCGCCUUAGUAGCCAAAUCCCAGCAGCCAUUGACAGAUUGCAAAACCUUACGGUGCUUAAUUUGAAAGACAAUCAAUUCAAUGGCCGAAUUCCGGCUACCACUGGUAACAUAUCUGGCAUCAACUUACUAGAUUUAUCCGGUAAUAAUUUUACCGGAGAAAUACCGGAUUCACUUGCAAAACUAGCCAAGCUUAGCCUUUUCAAUGUUUCAUACAAUAAUCUCUCCGGUCCUGUUCCAUCUCUCCUAGCCAAGAAGUUCAAUUCAAGCUCUUUUGUGGGAAACCUUCAGCUUUGUGGCUACAGUUCUUCCACCUUAUGUCCUUCUGCUCCUCCACCUCAGAAUCUCAAUCUUCCACCCGCACCAACUCAAUCUCAACAUAACCAUCACCGGAAACUCAGCCUCAAGGACAUCAUUCUUAUAGCAGCUGGUGCCCUCCUGCUGGUUCUGUUGGUUUUCUGCUGCAUUUUGCUUUGCUGCUUGCUGAAGAAAAGGCAGUCCUUAAAAGAAAGGAGUGGUAAAACGGGGGCUGCUGUGGGGAAAACAGAGAAGGCAGCUGCUGCAGCCGGUGCUGAAGCUGGUGGAGGCAGUGAAACGGGUGGAAAACUAGUCCUCUUUGAUGGACCAUUUGUCUUUACAGCUGAUGACUUGUUAUGUGCCACCGCGGAGAUAAUGGGUAAGAGUACUUACGGAACAGCAUAUAAGGCAACUCUAGAGGAUGGAAAUCAAGUUGCAGUAAAGAGGUUAAGGGAAAAGACUACAAAGGGACAGAAGGAGUUUGAAGCAGAAGCUGCUGCUCUUGGAAAGAUCCGACAUGCAAACCUUCUCGCUCUCAGGGCCUAUUACUUGGGACCUAAAGGAGAGAAGCUUCUUGUAUUUGAUUACAUGCCAAACGGAAGCCUUGCAUCUUUCCUCCAUGCUCGAGGGCCAGAAACAACCAUUGAUUGGCCAACAAGGAUGAAGGUGGCAAUGGGCAUUGCGUGCGGAUUGGACUAUCUCCAUACCAAAGAAAAUAUCAUUCAUGGAAAUCUCACCUCCAGCAACAUACUUCUUGACGAGCAAACCAAUGCUCACAUUGCAGAUUUUGGCCUCUCUAGGCUCAUGACAGCAGCUGCCAGCACCAAUGUGAUUGCUACUGCAGGAACACUUGGAUACCGAGCACCUGAGCUGUCAAAGCUCAAGAAUGCCAACACAAAGACAGAUGUCUACAGCCUAGGAGUCAUCAUACUAGAGCUUCUCACAGGCAAAUCCCCUGGAGAGCCAACAAACGGCAUGGACUUGCCCCAGUGGGUGGCAUCCAUUGUGAAAGAGGAGUGGACUAAUGAAGUCUUCGACUUGGAGCUCAUAAAGGAUAUACAAACCAUAGGAGAUGAGCUACUUAACACAUUAAAACUAGCCCUCCAUUGUGUUGAUCCCUCACCCGCAGCACGACCGGAAGUCCAGCAGGUUUUGAAGCAACUAGAAGAGAUCAAGCCUGAACUGGUUGCAGCUGUUUCUGCUUCUGCUGAGGAAGGAUUUAAGGCUUCACCAUCAAAUGAGUAGAGUUCGUAUAUGCAAAAAUAAAAGGGGUCUUCAAAAUUAUCUGGCUAUUUCAUAAAUUCUUUAAUUCUAUUAUUUGUUUUAUGUAUAUAGAAAUAUAAGCUUUUGUGAGUUUAUAUCCAGAAUGAUUAAUUAUUCUUUUUGCCUGAAGACAAUAAUGUACUCUUUUGAAU